Messenger RNA from Lates calcarifer (barramundi perch), 1072 nucleotides. RefSeq names its product UTP11 small subunit processome component (gene utp11). Gene Ontology annotation, cellular component: small-subunit processome; nucleolus. Gene Ontology annotation, biological process: rRNA processing. Lineage: Eukaryota; Metazoa; Chordata; Actinopteri; Centropomidae. Bases 139 to 903 code for a protein of 254 amino acids. The transcript has 8 exons. The record is from RefSeq and is a predicted model, not a curated record.
ACCCACGUGUCUUAGGCACCAGGAAAGCACUAGAGCUGAACCAGCUAGGUUUCAGUGUCUGUAGGACUUACCAAGCUUUAUAUAUCUGCUUUGACUCAACUGUUUUUACUUUUUCUGGCUCGGGGACAUUUAUCAAACAUGUCUUCGUUCAGGAAAGCGCUGAAAUCCCGACAGAGGAACCACCAUGAAAGAUCUCAGCCUGGUUCCAGGAAGCAUUUGGGAUUGCUGGAGAAGAAGAAAGACUACAAACUCCGUGCAGAUGACUACCACAAGAAACAAAACACUCUUGCUGCCCUGCGGAAGAAAGCUCUGGAGAAGAACCCAGAUGAGUUUUACUUCAACAUGAUCAACUCUUCGCUACAGGAUGGAGUUCACGUGGCAAAAAAACCCAAGGAAGAGACUGAGGUCACAGAGGAGCAGAAAAAAGUAAUGAGGUCACAGGAUAUUAAAUAUGUGGAGAUGAAGAGGGUCGCAGAGGCUAAGAAAAUUGAGAGGCUGAAAGGAGAGCUCCAUCUUCUGGACGCAGACAGCAAACAAAAAAACAAGCACACAUUUUUUGUGGAUUCCAAGAAAGAAGUGCAGUCAUUUGACCUGGCAAAUCACCUCAACACAGCUCCUGAGCUGGUGGACAGAGUGUACAACAGACCAACUCUGAAAACCCUGGAGACAAAGAGCAUCCAGGGAGCUGUGGAGCCUGACAGCAUACAGAAACUGGCCAGGCAGAGGAAGCACCAAUAUAAAAUCCUCUCCCAGAGGGUUGAUAGAGAAAAGAAAAUGUUUGUCAUCAGCCAGAAGAUUCAGACACGCAAAGAUCUACAGGACAAGAUCAAGAAAGUGAAGGUGAAAAAAGAGACAGCCAGUGCUCCAGCUAUUUACAAGUUUGAGGCCAAGAGGAAACGCUAAGAAAUCAACAACUUUGCCGAUGAGCUACUGGUGACAUAAUGGACCAUACCAUAGAUGGCAGACAAUGGAUGAUUUUUUCCCGUCAAAUCUUGUUGCAGCCACGCAAUUUUGUACAUAUUUAUCUAAGACUUUUAUUUUCUUUCAAAUAAAAGAAGAACGUGCAAAUUGA